AAGACCUGCAGCAGCCAAGUGAUCAACCUGCAGACUCUGGACAUACAAACUACCAGAAACAUCGCUCAGUCGCACAAUGGAGGAUGCAGAGAAAGGUUCCCAGCAGCAUCCUGACUCGGUGCCAGAGGUUGGAGAAGAUGCAGUGACGUCUGUAGGUCCUUCUCCCCCUCCCCCCGCCAUGACAGAGGAGGAGCGGCAGGAGCUGCAAGAGGAGUUGGUCAAGGUGGAGGAUGAGAUCCAGACUCUGUCUCAGGUGCUGGCAGCCAAGGAGAGGCAGUUGGUGGACAUCAAGAAGAGGCUGGGAAUCACACCUCUCAAUGAAUUCAAACAGAACAUCACCAAAACCUGGCAGGAGGUCACCACCUCCAACGCUUAUAGGAGGACUUCUGAAACACUGUCUCAGGCGAGUCUGAAGGCCACGGCAGCGUUCUCCAAUGUGGGCUCAGCCAUCAGCCGGAAGCUCGAGGAUGUCAGGAAUGCCCCAACUUUCAAGUCUUUUGAGGAGAGGGUGGAGACUUUGAAGACCAAGAUUAGUCCAUCAGCAUCCAACAGUAACCCAGACAUCAGCAGUCCAACCACCGAGUCUUUGCUCAGUCCUCCUGAAGGCUCGCCCACCCAGGAGACGCCGAUGAACUGAGACCUGCCUGACCUCUCCUGACCUCCUGCCUGCCCCUCCUCACUUGACCCCUAUAACCCCUGGACCGUCAACAUGCCCCCUAAACUUUUGUGUGCCAGUCUCCCUUUAUUGGAAACAAGUGACUUACCACAGCCUUCCUUGUGAUCUAAUUGUCUGGUCUUUUUGUCUGACACGUGCGCUCACUUGUUAACUGGUGUGGAAACUGAAAGCAUGGGAUGGGUGCAGGCAUGUGGUGGUCUGGCGUCAAUAGUAUACAUUUGAGUCUGUUCUGGCUCGCUGUGGGAGAAAUCCUCCCCGCUCUAUGACUUUUCUUUUCCUCCUGCACUCCUCAUUUCUCUGCCUUUGUCUAACUAGCAAAGCUCCAAUGCCAAACAUGCUCCUAGUUUACUUUUUCUUUAUCAAGUUAACACUGGUUCUUCUUUUUUUUGUUUGUUUGAGUGUAGAAAAUUGCACAAAUAUAGAGAUAUUAUUAGAGAAGGAUUUAUAGUUAAAAAGUUACUAUUAUAAGCACUUGUUUUGUCUUGGUUUACUAUGGGUAACCAUUUUGGGGCCAAUCUGACUUCCGUUUUCUUCGACACCACACAGUCAUAAAGUCGUCUAACACUGUUGAGAACAUGAAUGUAUGCCUUUUUGUGUCAUAUAGAUACAAUACUUUGUAUACUAUAACCCACAAUGCUGAGCAACAGAUACUGUGAGUCACACUGUAGCCACCGACUCCGAAGCUGUUUUUUGUUUUCAAAAACACACUUCAGAAUAAAAACCAUCCUUUUUUCCAUUGUUAA
Plectropomus leopardus (leopard coralgrouper) is the source of this 1419-nucleotide messenger RNA. The record is from RefSeq and is a predicted model, not a curated record. NCBI's taxonomy places the organism in Eukaryota, Metazoa, Chordata, Actinopteri, Perciformes, Serranidae.